AUGUACAUCAUGUUUAAGAUCAUCCUGCAUCUGAGUUUUCUGUUUCUGGUGGACAGAUCUUUGUCUUCACCAAUAAAACAAAACAAAACUAAAGUCCUUAUCCUUGGUGCCGGACUUUCUGGAAUUAAAGCCGCGAAGACGCUACUGGACAGAAACAUCACCGACAUUCUAAUUCUUGAGGGAAAGAAUUACACUGGGGGUAGAAUACAUGCCAUCGAGUUUGCGAAUUAUUCGAUUGAAACGGGAGCGAACUGGAUUCAUUUCGUAAAUGACGGAGAAACCAAACCUAUCGUGGAUCGAAGGGACGCAAAAAAAAUGCAAGGUCUUACCUCUAAUUACUCAGACAUAUUGGUGAGGUAAGACACUUGGGAUAAGUGGAGAUGUGCAUAGCUAGAUUUCUUUGAAAGGGCUUAUACACAGGAGGAGUACAAACCUCUUGUGAGGUCUCUAGGCACCUCUUCCCCUUCCUCCGAUAACUCGUAGCAGGUAAAAGUCCGAAAUGUGUGGCGGCUUUUAAAAAUUGCAAGUAACACAGUUUCCAUAUGUUUACCGUCCAGGUGAACAUGAACAAAUUACGAUUACAUUUAUCUAAUUUGCUUCAGCUAUUUUAAAUUUGAAAGAGCUGAAAACAACGUACUUCUUCACGACCACACCCCUGUCAAGUCUCCGUAGACCGUACCAUCAAAUUAUCCUUUCAAGUCCAUUUCCCUUAAUUUCGUUUCUAGGACUACUCUUGUUACUAAUAAUUUUUUUUCUCAGAAAGCGACUUUAAAAUCGAGUGGGAACAAAAAUGCUGGACAUCAGGUCCCAGUUGUUUUAAGGGCGUAUAACACUAUCCACAAGACUAGAUAAAUCCGAUGGAUUAUGUAGCACGUUUUGUGAAAACCCUUUGAUGAACUGGGUCCAUGUUGAAAAACAUCGGUUAACACAAAUAAAGUCUGGUUAACCCGUAACAUGUUAGCAACAUAGCAUUCAGGUGACGACUGAUUCAUUUUGCCCCUAAUGGACACCUCUUUCCCUCAUCCUAAAUCAAGGGUUUACUGAUUUUUAUCGAGGGAAACUGAAUUCGAAUAUCCAUUUUGAGAUGAGUAUCCCUCCAAAGUACGCCAACAAAACGUUCAAAAGUUGUUGCUCUUGCAAACCUACAAUUGUUUUUAUUUUUUGUAGGGACGAAGCAGGAAACGAUAUCACUGAUUUUGCAGUUCUGCGUGAGUUUUAUGAUAAAAUCGAGCACAAAAUUGAAGACUACCAACUAAAAAGGAAGGGCCAGCCAGACUUCCCUGCCCGUGUUGGUAUGCAGAUGAUGGGAUGGUCAGCUGAACAACCCAUAAAAAGCGUUAUUGAAUAUUUCAACUUCGAUUUCGAGUUUGCAAGGUCUCCAGAAGUGGUUUCCUUUCACAACAUGUUUGAGCGAGGAGAAGACUUUUUCAUCGCUGAUGGGCGAGGAGUAUGGUCCAUGUACGAAGAUCUUUACAAGCCAUUGGAAGCGAAGACUUUGCUGGGCAAAUUAGUAAAAAAGAUCAAGUAUAAUGCCGAUUCUGUUGAAGUACAAACCUCCGAUGGAUGGAGUUACCAGGCAGAUUAUGCCCUUUGUACAUUUAGCUCCGGAGUUCUGGCCAGCGACUUGGUUACUUUCGAGCCAGCCCUUCCUGAUUGGAAAAAAAGAGGCCAUUUAUAA
This is a messenger RNA of Pocillopora meandrina, 1678 nucleotides long. Lineage: Eukaryota; Metazoa; Cnidaria; Anthozoa; Scleractinia; Pocilloporidae. The record is from the annotation of a GenBank genome assembly.